Messenger RNA from Eubalaena glacialis (North Atlantic right whale), 2979 nucleotides. It is a transcript of the gene UNC5D, whose product is annotated as unc-5 netrin receptor D. Gene Ontology annotation, biological process: netrin-activated signaling pathway. Bases 21 to 2882 code for a protein of 953 amino acids. Lineage: Eukaryota; Metazoa; Chordata; Mammalia; Artiodactyla; Balaenidae. Gene Ontology annotation, cellular component: membrane. Gene Ontology annotation, molecular function: protein binding; netrin receptor activity. The record is from RefSeq and is a predicted model, not a curated record. The transcript has 17 exons.
UCCCGAGCGGGGCAAGCAGCAUGGGGAGAGCGGCCGCCGCAAGAGGAGGCGCUGGAGGGGCGCGCCGGUGGCUCCCUUGGCUGGGGCUCUGCUUCUGGGCGGCGGGGGCUGCGGCUGCCCGAGGAACUGACAAUGGUGAAGUCCUCCCUGAAUCCAUCCCAUCAGCUCCUGGGACACUGCCUCAUUUCAUAGAGGAGCCAGGCGAUGCUUAUAUCAUCAAGAGCAACCCCAUUGCACUGAGGUGCAAAGCAAGGCCAGCCAUGCAGAUAUUCUUCAAAUGCAAUGGCGAGUGGGUCCAUCAAAAUGAGCAUGUCUCUGAGGAGAGUCUGGACGAGAGUUCAGGCUUGAAGGUCCGGGAGGUGUUUAUCAACGUCACCAGGCAGCAGGUAGAAGACUUCCAUGGGCCCGAGGACUAUUGGUGCCAGUGCGUGGCGUGGAGCCACCUGGGGACCUCCAAGAGCAGGAAGGCCUCCGUGCGCAUAGCCUAUUUACGGAAAAACUUCGAGCAAGACCCGCAGGGAAGGGAGGUUCCCAUCGAAGGCAUGAUCGUGCUGCACUGCCGCCCGCCUGAGGGAGUUCCUGCUGCGGAGGUGGAAUGGCUGAAAAACGAGGAGCCCAUUGACUCUGAACAAGAUGAGAACAUUGACACCAGGGCAGACCACAACCUCAUCAUCCGGCAGGCGCGGCUCUCGGACUCCGGAAAUUAUACAUGCAUGGCGGCCAACAUCGUAGCCAAGAGGAGGAGCCUGUCAGCCACAGUGGUGGUUUAUGUGAAUGGAGGCUGGUCUUCCUGGACAGCGUGGUCAGCCUGCAAUGUUCGCUGUGGUAGAGGAUGGCAGAAACGGUCCCGGACCUGCACCAACCCAGCUCCUCUCAAUGGUGGAGCCUUUUGUGAGGGAAUGUCAGUGCAGAAAAUAACCUGCACUUCUCUUUGUCCUGUGGACGGGAGCUGGGAGGUGUGGGGUGAGUGGUCAGUCUGCAGCCCAGAGUGCGAGCAUCUGCGGAUCCGAGAGUGCACAGCCCCGGCCCCAAGAAACGGGGGCAAAUUCUGCGAAGGCCUAAGCCAGGAAUCCGAGAACUGCACAGAUGGUCUCUGCAUCCUAGAUAAAAAACCUCUUCAUGAAAUAAAACCCCAAAGCAUUGAGAAUGCCAGCGACAUCGCUUUGUACUCAGGCUUGGGCGCUGCGGUCGUGGCCGUCACGGUCCUGGUCGUCGGCAUCACCCUUUACAGACGGAACCAGAGUGACUACGGCGUGGACGUCAUCGACUCUUCUGCAUUGACAGGUGGCUUCCAGACCUUCAACUUCAAAACAGUCCGUCAAGGUAACUCCCUGCUCUUGAAUUCCUCCAUGCAACCAGACCUAACAGUAAGCCGAACAUACAGUGGGCCCAUCUGUCUACAGGACCCCCUGGACAAGGAACUCAUGACGGAGUCCUCACUCUUUAACCCUUUGUCGGACAUCAAAGUCAAAGUGCAGAGCUCAUUCAUGGUUUCCCUGGGAGUGUCUGAGAGAGCUGAGUACCACGGCAAGAAUCAUUCCGGGACUUUUCCCCAUGGAAACAACCGCAGCUUCACUACAGUGCAUCCCAGAAAUAAAACACCCUACAUCCAAAAUCUGUCAUCACUUCCUACAAGGACAGAACUGAGGACCACUGGUGUCUUUGGCCAUUUAGGAGGACGCUUAGUAAUGCCAAAUACAGGGGUGAGUUUACUGAUACCACAUGGUGCCAUCCCGGAGGAGAAUUCUUGGGAGAUUUACAUGUCCAUCAACCAAGGUGAACCCAGCCUCCAGUCAGAUGGAUCUGAGGUGCUCCUGAGUCCGGAAGUCACCUGUGGUCCCCCCGACAUGAUUGUCACCACUCCCUUUGCCCUGACCAUACCCCACUGUGCAGACGUCAGUUCUGAGCACUGGAAUAUCCAUUUAAAGAAGAGGACCCAGCAGGGCAAGUGGGAGGAAGUGAUGUCGGUGGAGGAUGAAUCCACAUCCUGUUACUGCCUUUUGGACCCCUUUGCGUGCCACGUGCUCCUAGACAGCUUCGGGACAUACGCCCUCACUGGAGAAGCAAUCACAGACUGUGCCGUGAAGCAGCUCAAGGUUGCGGUUUUUGGAUGCAUGUCCUGUAACUCUCUGGACUACAAUUUGAGGGUCUACUGUGUGGACAAUACCCCUUGUGCAUUUCAGGAAGUGGUUUCAGAUGAAAGGCAUCAAGGCGGACAACUCCUGGAAGAACCAAAGUUGCUGCAUUUCAAAGGGAAUACCUUUAGUCUUCAGAUCUCUGUCCUUGAUAUCCCCCCAUUCCUCUGGAGAAUUAAACCAUUCACUGCAUGCCAGGAAGUCCCAUUCUCCCGCGUGUGGUGCGGUAACCGGCAGCCCCUGCACUGUGCCUUCUCCCUGGAACGCUACACGCCCACCACCACCCAGCUGUCCUGCAAAAUCUGCAUCCGGCAGCUCAAAGGCCAUGAACAGAUCCUCCAAGUGCAGACGUCAAUCCUCGAGAAUGAAAGAGAGACCAUCACUUUCUUCGCACAAGAGGACAGCACUUUCCCUGCACAGACUGGCCCCAAAGCCUUCAAAAUUCCCUACUCCAUCAGACAGCGGAUUUGUGCUACAUUUGACACCCCCAAUGCCAAAGGCAAAGACUGGCAGAUGUUAGCACAGAAAAACAGCAUCAACAGGAAUUUAUCUUAUUUUGCUACACAAAGUAGCCCGUCUGCUGUCAUUUUGAACCUGUGGGAAGCUCGUCAUCAGCAUGAUGGUGACCUUGACUCCCUGGCCUGUGCCCUUGAAGAGAUUGGGAGGACACACACGAAACUCUCGAACAUUAAGGAAUCCCAGCUCGAUGAAGCCGACUUCAGCUACAGCAGGCAAAAUGGACUCUAGUCCAUUUCCUCUCAUGAGAGAGUGAUGGCCAACUUCGGGACAUUUGCUUUACAGGGGAAAGAAAGAGGCGGCUUUCUGCCCAGUGGCAUUUGGGGAA